AGCCCGCCCUUUGCUUCUUGGCCUCGGUUCCCCUCAGCUUUGGCGCGCCCGGGCCCCGCCCCAGCCCUCCCGAUUCCCCACUGCCCGGCUCCGGCCUCCUUCUUCCGCCGCCGCGAUGAUGAUGAUGGCGCUGAGCAAGACCUUCGGGCAGAAGCCCGUCAAGUUCCAGCUGGAGGACGACGGCGAGUUCUACAUGAUCGGCUCCGAGGUGGGAAACUACCUCCGUAUGUUCCGAGGUUCUCUGUACAAGAGAUACCCCUCGCUCUGGAGGCGACUAGCCACUGUGGAAGAGAGGAAGAAAAUAGUUGCAUCGUCACAUGGUAAAAAAACAAAACCUAACACUAAGGAUCAUGGGUAUACGACCCUUGCCACCAGCGUGACUCUGCUAAAAGCCUCAGAGGUGGAAGAGAUCCUGGACGGCAACGAUGAGAAAUACAAGGCCGUGUCCAUCAGCACGGAGCCCCCCACCUACCUCAGGGAACAGAAGGCCAAGAGGAACAGCCAGUGGGUGCCCACCCUGCCCAACAGCUCCCACCACUUGGACGCCGUGCCGUGCUCCACCACCAUCAACAGGAACCGCAUGGGCCGGGACAAGAAGAGAACCUUCCCUCUCUGCUUUGAUGACCACGACCCAGCUGUGAUCCACGAGAACGCGUCCCAGCCUGAGGUGCUCGUCCCCAUCCGCCUGGACAUGGAGAUUGAUGGGCAGAAGCUGCGGGACGCCUUCACCUGGAACAUGAAUGAGAAGCUGAUGACCCCCGAGAUGUUUUCAGAAAUCCUCUGUGACGACCUGGAUCUGAACCCACUGACGUUCGUGCCGGCCAUCGCCUCCGCCAUCAGACAGCAGAUCGAGUCCUACCCCACGGACAGCAUCCUGGAGGACCAGUCAGACCAGCGCGUCAUCAUCAAGCUGAACAUCCACGUGGGAAACAUCUCCCUGGUGGACCAGUUUGAGUGGGACAUGUCGGAGAAGGAGAACUCGCCAGAGAAGUUUGCCCUGAAGCUGUGCUCGGAGCUGGGGCUAGGCGGGGAGUUUGUUACCACCAUCGCAUACAGCAUCCGGGGACAGCUGAGCUGGCAUCAGAAGACCUACGCCUUCAGCGAGAACCCCCUGCCCACAGUGGAGAUUGCCAUCCGGAACACAGGCGAUGCUGACCAGUGGUGCCCGCUGCUGGAGACCCUGACUGACGCCGAGAUGGAGAAGAAGAUCCGCGACCAGGACAGGAACACGAGGCGGAUGAGGCGUCUGGCCAACACUGCCCCAGCCUGGUGACCCUCCUGUUGGCGCUCAGCUCUCACGAAGCAGCUCAGAAGAUUGGAUCCCUCCCCUUCCUCUUCUGAUCAGGAGAGAGGCAGUGGACAGCCCGGUGCCAUCCAGAGGAAUGGGGCAGGGGCCGGGACCCCCUGGGUCACCCUUCCCAGCCGCACCUCGCAGCUGCUGAGCCCCAGUCCCGUUUCCCCACUCUUUAGCCCCCUACCCCAGUGUCUGGGGCCAGAAAGAAGCCUCAUUUUAGGUUGUGUUUUGUUUUUGUAUGGGAGCCCCAGGCAGGGCUAGCAACACUUUUUAAAUAAAAGGCAAUAGAUCA
Molecule: messenger RNA, 1586 nt
Organism: Lepus europaeus (European hare)
Lineage: Eukaryota; Metazoa; Chordata; Mammalia; Lagomorpha; Leporidae
Gene: SMARCB1
Product: SWI/SNF related, matrix associated, actin dependent regulator of chromatin, subfamily b, member 1
Exons: 9
Coding region: 116-1273 (385 amino acids)
Biological process (GO): regulation of transcription by RNA polymerase II; chromatin remodeling
Cellular component (GO): nucleus; nuclear chromosome
Molecular function (GO): transcription coregulator activity
Source: RefSeq, a predicted model, not a curated record